Ruditapes philippinarum (Manila clam) is the source of this 2840-nucleotide messenger RNA. RefSeq names its product 28 kDa heat- and acid-stable phosphoprotein-like. The coding region runs from base 135 to 680 and encodes 181 amino acids. Gene Ontology annotation, cellular component: cytosol. The transcript is spliced from 6 exons. The record is from RefSeq and is a predicted model, not a curated record. NCBI's taxonomy places the organism in Eukaryota, Metazoa, Mollusca, Bivalvia, Venerida, Veneridae. Gene Ontology annotation, molecular function: RNA binding.
CCGACACGGGAGCGGUUCAUAUAUUGUUUAAAAAUACAUAGUCACAAACGCGUAUCUAAAUAGUAGUUUGUAACUUAAUAGCCGAUCCCCUGAUCACGCAAUAUCUGCAAAUAUUGUGACAAAAUUGUUUAAAAAUGCCUAGAGGUGGUGGAAGAGCUCCAAAGAAAAAUUAUAAGGGAAGAAGUCGUCACUUCACAGAUGAAGAAACCUUGAAAGAACAGUUGGAUAAAGAAAGAAGAGAAAAACAGUGGAGGAAACAACGUGGUGAUGAUGACGAUGAGGAAGAAGAAGAGGAGAAGAAGAAGGAAGGUGCUGAAGGUGGAAUUGCUGAAGAGAGUGGUUCAGAAUCAGACAGCUCAGAUUCAGAUAGUGAUAGACAUAAAGGCGUGUCACACUUGAUAGCAAUAGAGAAUCCUAACAGAGCUCUCAAGAAGUCUAAGAAAAUCGAUGCACUAGACACAGCACCAAGUGCUGGACCUCAGCUCAGUAGGAGGGAAAGAGAAGAAUUAGAGAAACAGCAGGCAAAAGAACGUUACAAUAAGAUGCACAUGGAAGGUAAGACUGAGGAGGCACGUAGUGACAUGGCUAGACUAGCUAUCAUACGUAAACAAAGAGAGGACGCUGCAAAAAAACGAGAGGAAGAAAGAUUAGCAAGAGAAGCAGCAAAACAGAAAUCUUGAUGUCAUAUGAACCAUUGUUAGUUAGUGAAUGUCUGGUUCUUGUGGAAAUUUGUUGAUUGUUGACUAUAAGUGCUUCUCAUAACUUACAAUAAAUUUACAUGAUAUGUUGUCACAUAUUGUACUAGUGCAAUUAUGAUACAGUUAUGUAAAAGAAAAGGAGUGUUCAUCUCUAUUUUUAUUCAAACUUUAAAUGUUAUUCUCAAGUUUUCAUAAUUUCAACUUCUUUCCAUCCUGUUUGAUAAUCUUCAGAAGUAUUGAAGAAAAGUUAAAACAUUUUCAGAAAAUUAUAUGCUUAAGCCUUUAGUAUUGUUGCUUUGUUUGUCUUAUACAGGUUCAAAACAAAGUUUAUACAAAUGAUCAGUAGCUAUUCCUCCAAAAGUUGACUACAAUAUUUAAUAGUCAAGCCAAGAGAAAUUCUUUACAACAUUAACAAGAUAAAGUUUCCUUAAAUUUUAUGUUAAAUACUUCUGUAUAGUUAAGAAUCUUAGUGUCAUAAAAUCAAAUUUUACAAGAAAUUCUACCAAGUUUGACCAUAGUCUUUGUCAACCUUUCUAAAUUUUUGUUACAAUUUUAAAUGAUAUCCAUAUUAUCUAAAAGACUAAUGCAAGAAAUAUGUCUGUAAGUAAAGUAUGUUGAUUGAACCAUUGUAAAGCAGAUAUAUAAAGCAAUUUAACUGCUGAGUGAGACAGGAAGGUAUUGAGUAAUUGGUAAUGUUUUUAGAUUGAUGUGAAAACAAUUGCCUUGGUCAUUUUAAUUUACUUCUUGAAACAAACCAGCUUCCAGAAAUUUGCUGAAAUAAGAUGAGAGUAUUUUGUCUCUAGGUACAUUUAUAAGGAGAUAGGCAGCUUAAAUAAUAAGUACAUUUGUAUGUAAACUUGAUGUAGUUCACAUACAUGUACAUUUGAUGUUUGAUUUUCAUAAGCAAGUUAUUUUUAUGAAAUGCAUUUACUUUAUUUAUUUCUUCAUCAUUUGAAUAUUGCAUUCUUCAUUUUCCCAGUUUGCAGAUUAAUCUUUUACAAUACUUUCUUUAGACUAAAUUAUAAUUGAUAUUUAACCUUAGAUUUGUUCUAUAACUUAUUAGCUGUGACUAUGUAUUUGACCAAGGACAUAUUCAGAUAUUGCAAACUGGGAUAUUGUCAUUAUUUGACAGAAAUGUUUUUUCUUCACUUGAAUAUAUGUAUGUAACAAAUGUAUGUAUAAAUGACAUGAUUUUAUAGAUGUCUCAGUUAGUGAAUGUUCCUGAGAAACAUAAAUUUGAUGUUUUGUGUCUGGCAAAGAACAGUUGAAAACUGAAAAUAUGAAAUUAAAAGACCAACCUAAUCAAAGUUAGUGACUAUAACUAAAGAAUUAAGUAUAUUGCAACACAAGUAUAAAAAUGCCAUAUUCUUGCAUCUGAAAUAUUACAACCAUAUAUCAGAAUAUACAAAGGUUGUUGUACAUUUGAAUAUUUGUAAUUCAGGGUUUUGUCGUUUUAUAUUAUUGGGCUUCUAUGUUAUACUUUACCUCUUAGAUAUUUAAAAAAUAUAUACUUUAUUUUACACUCUAAAUUGGGUCAGGCUGUGUUUAUAUCUCAUUAUGUAAGAGCACUCUGUUUUAAACAUUUGUUUUCAGUUUGUGAUCAUUCUGUAUAAUCUUAUAAAGUUCUUUUUUUUUCUGUAAGCUGAAAUUAGCACAGUCUUAGAUUUUCCAGAAAACUCUAGUUGUUGUAUGUACACACAUUAUUCUAAUAUCAAAUAUGCUUUUGUAUUCAAUAUGAAAAGAAUUAAUUGGUUAAUAUCUUUAAAAAAUCUUCUAAAAAUCACAACAUUAUGUUCAUCAGAAAGCACAGCUGUUAGAUAUAGAUGUAAAGAAAAGUGCCAGUAAUUAUUAUACUGAUAAUAAAAGUGUAUUGGUUUAAAAAGGUUGGGAACAAUAGUUUGACUUAAUGCUUCACUAAGUUCAGAUUUUAACUUAUGUGCCAGGCUGUUUGAUUUUGCAUGGAGUAAUCUGCCCUCCACAUAUCUGGAAGAAACAGUGACUUUCCCUACAUCAAUAUGAGUCUGCUGCAGAUAUUGUACAUGAUAAUAUGUACGUGUAGUUUUGAUGCAUAAUGUAAAAAACAUGUCAAGUUCUAGAACAUUUCUGUAAUAAUUUAAAUAUUAAAUAAAUUUAUAAAUUGUA